Messenger RNA from Oppia nitens, 2102 nucleotides. RefSeq names its product serine/threonine-protein kinase PLK4-like. Bases 108 to 2060 code for a protein of 650 amino acids. Gene Ontology annotation, biological process: peptidyl-serine phosphorylation; autophagosome organization; protein autophosphorylation. Gene Ontology annotation, molecular function: protein binding; protein serine/threonine kinase activity; ATP binding. Lineage: Eukaryota; Metazoa; Arthropoda; Arachnida; Sarcoptiformes; Oppiidae. The transcript has 4 exons. The record is from RefSeq and is a predicted model, not a curated record. Gene Ontology annotation, cellular component: cytoplasm; autophagosome.
UUCAAAAAAUAAAAACAUUUGAAAAAUAAAUAACAAAUAAUACAAACAUUGGAUCAGUUUUUUUGUUUUGUUGACCACCGCUGCUGAUGAAGAAUACAUAAAAAACAAUGUCUUUUACUAAUAAUUUGGACACCGAUUGUCACCAACGAAUUCGGGCCAACACCACGAAGUGGAGCAACAAUAUCGGCGACUAUUCGAUGAUUGCGGCCAUCGGUAAAGGAUCGUUUGGUCAGGUAUUCAAAGCGGUACACAAAUCGGCGGACAAUAACAACAACAACAACAAUCACCGUACGAACUGGUCAUCUGAAGACUGUCACCAACGCCAACAACAACAAUACUGUGCCAUCAAAUCGAUUGAUAAGAAAUCGUCGCCAAAUUUAGGCAAAAUCUUGACCGAAGUGUCCAUUCAUUUGCGUCUGAAGAACGACAAUAUAUUGCAAUUGUUUAACGUUAUCGAAGACAAUCAGUCAGUCUAUUUGGUUCUUGAACUCUGUUCCGGCGGUACUUUAGGCCAAUUGAUCCAGAAGUACGGCGGUGUCAAACACUACAACAACAAGAAUAAGAAGACAACGCCGCCGACGAUGACGACGACGACGACAAACGGUUUGGACAAUCGUAUCGUUCAACCGGUUCUCGACUAUCGACUGAUUUCAACAAUAAUGAAACAACUGUGCAAUGGUUUGGAUUAUCUUCACCGUAACGCCAUUGUCCAUCGGGAUCUGAAUCUUAACAAUAUAUUGAUUGUACGAUCGUUUGAUUGUGUGGGCGAAUUGGCCAUAAAAAUUGCCGACUUUGGUCUGGCCAUUGAUCUAAAUACAAAUUCAUUGCAACAUUUGACGAAACCUCAUCGCGACGAUCACGUAAUGCCAGUACCAAUUGGGACCACAAUUUGCGGUACUCCUGGUUUUAUAUCGCCCGAAGUUUGGUCACAAAUGCAAACUGUUUCGGCGAAAAGCGAUAUUUUCAGUUUAGGAUCAAUACUAUUCUCAUGUAUUGCCGGUUAUACACCUAAAGGAGCACUGGAUUUAAGUAACUUUUCGACGAUUGCCUGCGAUCUGAUAUGUCGUUUGUUGGCUCCCGAUCCCAAUGAUCGGCCGACCAUUGAUGACAUAGUUAAACAUCAAUUAAUUGUCGGUCCGCUGCAAACCCAGCGGUUGCAUCCGAUAAGUAAGAUAACCGAUAGUCUAGAGUUGAACAUCAAUGGCGACGGCAGUGUUUUUAUUAGAUUCAAAAAGAAGUGCCAAACAAUACAAGUAUCACCCGAUGGACUCAAUGUUGUUAUUGCCAGUACUGGUGGUAGUAGUGGUGGCGGUGGUUGUAGUGGAGGACAGCAACAAAUAAAACAAAAAGUCUAUAAUUAUUAUAGUUUACCGCAAAACGAGUGGAAAAAAUACAAUUACGCACAAAAGUUUGUCCAAUUGGUUAGAGCGAAGACACCGAAGGUUACAGUCUAUCCGAAAAAUGACGACAAAUCUAAUAAUAAUAAUAAUAAUGAAUAUAUCUUGAAGUCAUCGCUGAUGGAAAACUCUGACUUUGAAGUAACCAUUUUUAACUCGACUACCAAUGAAAGUAAAAAAGUUUUAAUCAAUGAUUUCAUGAAUAAUAAUAAUAAUAAUAAUACGUUAAAACUCGCAAAGUUUGGCCAACGAGUCAAACAAUUGUAUGAGUUUUGUUUGAAAACGGAAAAAGACUUUCAAAACAGUGGCGACAGAUCAGGUAUUGAUUGUUUUCCCAUUACUUUUGGACGCAAAAGUAAAAUCAAAUCCGACUCAUCGACAACAACACUGUCACCGUCGCAGAUAUCGAGUCAGAUAUUGAGAUCCAUUCAAAUCGAUGGUAUCGGCGAAGCUUCUCAGCUAUCAAAUGGUGUUUUCAAUGUCUGCUUUACCGAUGGCUCGACAUUAAGCUUUCAAAGCGAUUCGGAAGUUCCGGUUAUUUUCUAUCCGACAAAUGGUGUCGAAAAAAGGUAUAGGAAAAAUGAUUUAUUACCCGAUUUUGUUAAACAAAAGUUGGCACUAUUACCGCAAAUUGUUAAUAAAUUAAAAGAGUCUCAACAAUAAUAAUAAUAAUUUUGAUAACAAAUGUAUCUAUUGUGUAAUUUU